AUAUUGAAUAUUAUCUGUUGACAGUUGUGUCUCAAAGGGAGCUCAAAGAUUUUAUUUUAGCCAACUUGUGCUAGAAGUGAAAGUCUGUUUUGCUUUUAAGUUGAGUAAGGACGUUUGUCCUAAACUUUUAAUGGUUUGAUUCAACCCAAGAGAUGGAUGACGAUGAACGGCAGAGGAAACUAGAAGCUGGAAGAGCUAAGAAAUCCUCCAACAUGCCCCGAAGCCAGUCGCUUGCUAGCUUCCGACAGAAGCGGGCGAAAAGCGACGGUGCGGGGGCGCCGAAAAAGACGCAGAAGAGGAAGGGCAAGACUGUCGCGCAGAAUGACGGAGCGACACAAGGCCGCCCCGUAGAACCAGCACUUUCUUCAGCCAACGACACAGAGCUGAACAAGAAGACCAACCAUGAGGAACCCCAGAAGCCAGAGAAAUCAGAGGUUGAGCAGAACCAGCGGAAGAAGGAUCAGCCCCCCACCCUGGAGCAAAGCCCGUCCCCUGUGGAAGAUUUUAGAGAAGAGGAGCUAGUGGCACUCGCUGGCAAAGAACAGCUCAAGCAGCUACAGCAGGCUGUGGAGAAGCGUAAUGAGAUAAUUGCUAGGCUCAGCUCCAACCUGCAGGAGGCCCUGGCCAGCAGAGACCAGGUACAACUGGAGGCACAGUCACUUGCUGGACAGAUUCAGGCGCUACAGAGACAGCUCCAGCAGACCAGUGUAGAGUUUCUGCGCAUCAAAAGUCAGUCAGGGGCUGAAGUCCUCAACACUCGACAACAGCAUCAGCAUGGCCGUUGCUCACAAGAUUCAGACCUCGGUCAUAAGGAGGCUCCUUCAGGAGAAUCGGGGAGUGCAGGUCCUGGCUCCCAGUCAUAUGUUGAACACUUCAGCAUUGGCACAGACAGUGAGACGGACACUGUUCUUCGCAAACUGAGGGCUGAGCUGGAAGAAGAAAGGGAGAACAGCCAACGAAUAUGUGCUGAACUAGUGAAGGAGAUGGAGAAACACCAACAUGUGCUUUCUUUACUGGAGGAGGAGAAGAAAGACAGGGAAGAGGAGCAAAAAGAAAGGGAGGCACAGCUGCAAGACCUCCAGACACAGUUUAGCUUAGUCCAAACUCAGUGCCUUGAGAUGCAGCAGUACAAAGAGGAGAAGGAGACUCUGAACAGAGAAGUGCUGGAGCUGAGGAAAAGGCUUCAGGAGGAAGACGACGUAAAGAGGAGAUUUAGUGAGGAGGUAGCCAGCUCUGCUCUUCGUCUCCAGAGACGGGAGGAGGAGAUGCAGAGGCUCCGAGAGGAGCACAGAGAGGAGGUAGAGAGAGUCGGGCAGCUGUUGGAGGAGAGGGAGAGAGAACUGAAGUUUAGAGAGGAAGAGGUAAUAGGACUCAAAGCUUCUAAGAAUCGGCAGAACCAAGCAAAAGCUGGUUUUAGUUGUGAUGAAAAGAUUAGUAUAGGUGAGGCCGAUCUGGAAAGUGGACCUGAUGAGUACAGCAUGAAUGUAUCAAUUCCUGGGGAUAUUCUAAUGGAGCGCUACCUGUCUUCAGCUCCUCAUGCACACUCCCAAUCUUCAGUGGUCAAUGAAAGCUUAGAACACUGCAGUCAGCUGGACAUCUCUGCAGACUACAGUUUUGAGCUGAACAGUGAAGUAUUUGGAGAUGAGCCUCUGUUGUCAAUUUCAAACCGUUUCGCCGAAGACAACAACAACUUCCAAGACACCUCUACCCCUCAGGGCUCCCCUGGCACCCCCGUGGCUGAUCAUUCCCACCCUCAGUCUCCAUCCCAGUGGCUUCACAACUCCACCUCUGGCGAGCUGGAGCUGAGUAAACUGUCCGAGCAGCAGUUUGAGGAAACUGACCUGGAAAAAGAGCUGCUGAAUCAGCAGUGUGGGGAGCUCCGUGAGGAGCUGGUUCUCAAGGACAGAGACUUGAAUGUGUUAAGGGAGGAAGUCAUCAACAGUGCUGAAGAGCUGGAGGAGGCCAGGAGCAGGUGGGCCCAAGUAACAGAAGAGCUCCAGCAGGCUCUCUGGGAGCUUGAAGAGGAGAAGGAGAAGAGGAGACGUGUUGAGGAGGAGAUAAACUUGAGAGCCCAUGAACAAGACAACCUGAAGAACAAACUAGGUGUCUUAAUGGAAGAAAGAGAAAAAGACAACCAUAUCAUUGAUGACGACCAGCUGAAAACACUACAGGCUCAAUGUGAACUUCUCAUGUCGGAGCUAGAAGAGGCCAAAACGGCGCACAAAACCACAGGAGCCCUACUAGGUCAAAGGACUAUGGAGCUGGACGAAACAUUAAAGGAGCUUGAAACUACUCGUGCACAGGUUGUGAAUGUUCGAACAGAAGUGGAAAGGUUGCGGGAAGAGCUGGAGAAGAGCCAGGGCAGUCUGGACAGUGCUGGAAAAGAGAGGAAUGAACUGGAGUCUCAGAUCUUCUGUUUGAGACAAAACCUUAGCAAUCUGGAGGAGGCCCAGGUCCAGGCAGCGCAGGAGAGAGAGGAGCACAGGAGAAAAGAAGAGGAGAUGGAAGACCGGAUUAAGAAAAUGGAACAAGUCUUAGAGGAGGAACUGGAACAGUUUGAGAACCUGCUAAAAGCCAAGGAUUGUGAAUUGGCUGAAGAGAAGGAGAAAUGGGAGGAAGAGAGACAGGAGAAGGAUAAAGAGCUUAUUGAUGUGAGGCAACACUUGGAUGAGCAGAAGAGGGAGAGAGAGGAGGAGGUGAAGGCUCUUCUGGAGAAGCAACUUGUGGCUGUUGAGGAGGCUACAGAAAGGCUCAAGACAUCUCACCAACAAGAGAUAAAAGACCUGAUGGAGAAACAUCAACAAGAGAUUUCUGAGUCAAACUCUCACCUGGAGUCGGAACUGCUGAAGCGGCAGGCCAUCAUGGAGGAAGAACAGAAAAGGCAGAUCAGCCUAAUCAAACAGGUGACUGAACGUGAGCACGAGAGGAUGGUUUCAGAGCUGACCGCCAAACACAAUGAGGAGCUUAGUCAACUGAGGACAGAGCUGUCCUCUGAACUGAGGGAGAGCAUGGAGGCUGCUCACCAGGCUGAACUGCAGCAGGUUCAGGUCGAAAAGACCAGCGAGCUUGAAGCCUUGCGUCUGAGCCUGACCAAUGCCCACGUGUCCCAGGAGUCUGCUCUCACCAAGGUCCAGGCGUCCUCGAGGGAGACAUUUGCCCAGGAAAGUGCACUCUUGCAGGCCCAGCAUCAGUUAGAACUGGACCAGAUCAGACGGCAGAACCAGGAGCAGCAGGAGAGACUGCAUGAGCUGCACCAACAAAACAUGAAUGAGUUGAAGCAGCAGUGGGAGACUCGUGUUGCUCAGGAGAGAGCUGCCAUGGAGGAAGAGCAGUCCAAAGAGAUACAGACUCUUAGAUCACAGUGGGAUAAGGAUGCUGAGAGCACCCAUUUCAACCUCCAGACAUCUCUCUCAGAGACUCAGAACAGCCUUACUGCCACCCAGACAGAACUUGCCAGCACCCAGGCCUCCCUCACCCAGACAAACGAAGCACUAACUGAAGCCCAGGCUGCUCUGUCACAGACCCAGUCAGAGCUGCAGGAGUCAUGGGCCCAGCUCUGGGAACUCCAGACCUCCAGUAAGGAGCAGAACCAGAAACUGGAGGAAGAGCUGAAACAAGCCUGGGCUGAUAGAGAUGCUGCUGCCCGUUCUCUGGAGGAGUUGGUUUCUAGUCAAAAGGCAGUGCUGCGGGAGAAAGAGCAGCAAGCACUCCACCUACAGGAGAAGGAGCAACAACUGCAGCAAGAGGUUUUGCGCCUUCAAGAGGAAAAGACCUUGCUAAAACAGAGCUCAGAGCAAGAAGUAGGUCAGCUGUGGACCCAGCUGGAGAGCAUGAGGACCAGUCGCCAAGAGUUGGGAGAGCUGAAGGAGCAGCUGCUCGCUCGCUCGACUCGUGUUGAUGAUAUCGAGCGCCUGAAGACGGUGUUUAAUGAACAAAAACAGGAAAUCAAAGAGCAGAAUGAGGCUGAGCUGGAAAGCCUGAGGAGAUACUUUGAGCAGCGAUUGCGGGCAACAGAGGAGAGCUACAGAGAGGAAAUUGCUCUACUCCAGCUAAGGCUGGUGGAAAAUGCCUUGGAGGAAUCUGUGCUUAAGACUGCAGAUAACAGUUCUAUAUCUCAAGGCGAAACUGAAGAGGAGAAAGAUCAUGUGCUUUCUGAUACUGGCCUCAAACUGGAGAAACACAAAGAAGCACUUGACAGUUUGCGCCUUCAACUGGAGGAGAAACACACAAUGAAGCUUGCCAAUCUACAAUCUUCUAUGGAUCUUUCCUUUGAGGAAGAGCUGAGACAGGUGCGCUCAGACCUCACUGACCAGUACUAUGAAGAGCUGGAAGAGAAGAAGACUCGUCAUGCCCUGGAGCUGGAGCAACUCAGAGCCAAACUUUCUGACCAUCACUUACAUGAGCUUACCAGAGUUCGUUUGGAGGCAGCAAGGCAGGUUGAGGUGGAGGUUGAACAGAGGAUGUGGUUUCACACUGAGGAGCUGCAGACAAGGAUGAGCAUCAUUCACACUCUGGAGAACAGACUGGCUGCCUUGAGUAAACAACAUGAAGCAGAACUGCAAAGGAACACACAAAAGCUGAAACGAGAGUUUGCUGGCGAGCUUGUUCAUCUUGAAGAAGCACUGAAACAGGAGAGGGAGAAUGUGCAGGAGGAGAUGAAGAAGCUGAGAGAAGAGCUCCGAGAGAAGCAUGAAGCUGAGCUCUCUGACCUGAGGUCAGACCUUCACAAAGAGAUGGAGAAGGAGAGAACACUCCUACAAAAAUUACUUCACGAGGAGAAGGAGAAGUUAAAAUCUCUACAGGCUGCACUGGACAACGAUGAGAGCCCACAGGUCCUAAUAGUGCGGCAAAGACUGGAGGCCCAGUAUGACGGUGAGCUGCAAAGGGCAAAGAGCCGCAUGGCAACAGAAAUGAAGGAGCUCACUGCUCUCCUCCAGGAACAGGGUGAAGAGCGGCUACGCCAAGCCAAAGAGAGGUUCCAAGAGGAAAAAGCAGCGUUGGAGCAGAGUUUGGCCCAGAAAUCUGAAAUCUCUCUGGCAGAACUAAAGAACAAACAUCAAACUGAGCUGGAACAUGAGAGAGCAACACUACUGAAAAAACACUCUCAAGAGAAGGGCACACUCAAUGCCAAACACAAAGCACAACAAGAUUCACUCGGUGCCAGUCACAGAGAUGAGCUUUCAGCUACGGCCGUUGAGCUUGAAUCCAAACACAACGCUGAGCUUGUCGCCUUGGAAGCAGCCUUCGAUUCCAAACGAAAGGCAGACCUUGAAAGUCUGGAGGCUGUUUUUCAGGAGACCAAUCAGGCUCAGCUGGAGGCUUUAGAAGCAGAGUUGACUCGCAAACACCAAGAAGAGAGGGAUGAACUGGAAAAAAGGAUGCUGGGUAAUAUGGACACUUUGGAGGCAACCUACCUGAAGGAAGUGCAAACAUUGCGUGAUGAAAUACUGCAACUUGAAGAGAGGUAUCUUCAAAACCUGAAUCUCCAGAAGUCUCAACAUAAGCAGAUAAUGGAGCGCCAUGCUGCAGAGCAGCUGUCCGUCAGGGAGGAGCUGAGGAAAGAGCUGGCUCAGGUGCACAUGGAGAAGUUUAGUGCCAUGGCAGCAGAGCUCAGCCACGUUCACAAGACUGAACUGGCUACUCAAAAAGAGGCCUUAGAUACUGAACACUGCAAAGCCCUGGAGACCCUUAAGAAGCAGGUUUUAGAACUUGAGCAACAACACAGCACUGCUCUUCAGGAGCUCUCACAUACCUGCACUGCUGAGAAAGAACAACUCAUUGCACAGUACCAGCUCCAGCUACAGGAGUUGAGGGGUGUCUCUGCGCGGGAAUUGGAGGCAUGUCGCAGGGAGCUUGAAGAGGAGUCAUCAAGGCAGCGUCAGCACUUCCUCGAAGAGGUGGAGCUCCUCAAAGUCCAAUCAGAGGAGAGACUGCAGGACCGGAUUAAUCAACUGAAGACGGAGUUUGAAGAGCAGAAGGAGGCAGAGCUUGAGGACCUGAAGCGGAGCUUUACAUCUGAACAGGAGGAGAAGGAGCAGAGCUACACGGACAAAAUGAGCCAGCUCACUGUCCAACUGCAGCAGCUAGACGCUGUGGUGGCCCAGCUGCGAGCUGAGGUUGGCUGUCUGCAGGGAGAGUUAGAAGGGAAGCGUGCAGAGAUGGAGACUUUGGACAAUAUCCUCCAACGAAGGGAGCGAGAGAGUCAGGAGGGAGGCAACCUUCUCAAGAUGCUCACUGAUGACUUGCAGACUGCUAAAGAGGAAAGACGUAAACUGCACCAGGCCAAUGAAAAGCUGAAGAAGGUGCUGAUUGAGAUGAUUCGCUGCACCAUUGCAACAGAAGACCUGAUCGGACAAAAGAUCACUGCCAGAGCCAAAACAUCGUCGAGCCAUCGGAAGAGCUCAACGGCAAACAAAGACGCACAAGAAUCAGGUAUUUCAGUUGCAGACAUGUCUUCAGAAGACAUGGAGCUGACCCAUCUGCUCUGUGAAAGCCUGCUGGUUUCAGAUAGUCAGAUCAAUCCUGGGGGAGAAGAAGCGGCUCUAAAUGCCUGCAGCCGACUGCAUCACACUGUUGACACACUACUCGAGCUGCUCAACCAGGCCAACACACAGCUGGAGCAGACUCAUGAUUUCCACCAUUCUCUGGAAGAAAAGUUCUCUCAGGGCAGAGAAGACUCCGCCCAACUCUUUGUGCAGCACAAGCUCCAAUUGGAGCAGCUUGAUCAGGAGGCGAAGCUGAAGAGUAAACUCCAGCUAAAACUCCACAAGGCAGAGGGGCUUCUAGAGGGCUAUGUGGCUGAGAAAGCAGUGUUGGAGGAGACUCUGCAGCGGAAGGAGGCUCAAGAGGAGAGGCUAGUGGAGGAGCUGGAGGACCUGAAAGCAAAGCUGCACAAAAUGCAGGGCCUUACUGCGGAGCUGGAUAUUCUCAGACUGAAGCAUCAGGAGCUCAGUGAGGAGCAUUCACUUCUCCUGCGCCAGAACGAGCACCUCUCCGCUGGACUGGGGGAGAGGGAGAAAGCUCUACUGGCAGAGACGGAGCGUUUAACCCGGGAUAGGCUGGACUUGCAGCGGCAGGCAGAGAAGGACCACAGCUCUCUGUCCCUGCGCCUCAGGGCCCUGGAGAGAGAGCUGGAAGAGCAGGAAACAAAGUGCCUGGAGACAGAGCAGCACCACAAGACCCACACCGAAGACCUUAACCAGCGUGUCCAAGCACUUGAGAAACAGCUGAAACAUGACAGGCAGUUUAUAGAAGAGCAGGCUGUGGAGCGUGAACACGAGAGAGACGAGUUCCAGCAGGAAAUCCAAAGCCUGGAGGCCCAACUCAGACAGACAGCCAGCGUGGAUAAUAAAGGACACAGGUUUGAGGACUUGGUUCUGCAGGUGGAGAGUCUACAAGCUGUCAUCAAAGACAAGGCAGAUGACCAUGCCUCUUUGCUCGCAGCCAAUCAGCAAGCACAGCGUGAUAUUGCAGAGCGCAAUGAGGAGAUAGACAAGUUAGCUGGGCGAAUCCGAGAGCUCGAGCAAGCAUUGCUCAACAGCGCUGAGAGUGAUGCAUCUGUCCGUCAACUGGAACAAGAGCUCCACAGAGCAAAGUUGAGAGAACAGGAGCUCACACAAGAUAAGGAGGCACUGGAGCAGCAGCAGCUGUCUAACAGGCUUCAGAUCUCCGCCCUGCAGUCCAAAGUGGACGAGACUAGACACUGUUUCCAUGACAACACACGAGAACCCAUCCAGGAGCUUAGUGAUGCUCUGGACGCUGCUCAGCAGAGCCUACAGAGCAAAGAGCAAGAGGUGGAGGUCCUACUUGGCCAACUGGACACUGCGCAGAGGGACUUGAGCAUCAAAGAGGUUGAACUAAAACACCUCACACUACAGCUGGAGCUACUGACCAAUCAGAAUGCAGCUCAUGUUAACGAGCUCCAAGAACAGAUUGCUGCCCUAAAGGAGAAUGUGUCUGCUCUCACCAUACUCGAGGAGGAGAAAGACGAACAAAGCGAGACGGAGGAAGAGAAUCUCCCCUCUGCAUUACUCCAGGAGAAAAAUCAGGAGAUCGACCACCUCAACACUGAGAUCCAAAGACUGGAACAGGAGUUGGAGAACACCAGGGACAACAAGGCUUUGGAGGCUGAGCUUGAGGAUCUACGCUCACAGGUGGAGCACCUUCAGUCUGAAAUCAUGAGAGUGCGUCAGGACAAACAGGAAGAAGAGGAGCGCCUUCAUGAAGUCAUCAGCACACUGCAGGCAGAACUCGCCACAUUAGGCCCCAACCUGCAUGAAGUCAGUGACUCUCAGGAUGGUGACAGCAUUAAUCCUUCGCCGGCUCCCAGCCCCGAACCUCCCCACUUUACCAUCCAGGAACAAGAGAGGAUGGGCGGACCAAACAGCCUGAAGCAAGAGCUCCGUCUGAGUCAUUCUAACUCAUCUCGUUCCCUUCGAUCUCGUCUCAAGGCCCUCCAGAGUCAGCUGGAGACGGCGUUGGCAGAGAAAGAGGGACUGGAGCGAUUACUGCUCACCCAGGAGGAAGAGUACAGAGAACACGGCAAGGAGUUUGGAAAGAGGCUGACGGCUCAGAGGGAGAGGGCAGAUGAACUCCAAAAUGUCCUCACUGUCAAAGAAGCUGAGCUGGAGAAAGUCAAAGCCCAGAUGGAAGAAGUGGAAAUGGAGAAGAGGAAACUAUCUGAAGAAGAGAAAGACAGUUGCCAAAUUCAAGCCCAAGAGAUGAGCGCCGUGCAUGAGAGGAAUGUCCACCUCAGCUCUCUGAUUACGGAGCUCCAAAAGAAAGAACAGGAGAGCGUGAACGAGAUCGAGACUCUAAAAAUAAAAGACCAGGAGAUGAAAAUGGAAAUUGAAAUCCUCCGAGAAACAAGUCUCACUCUUGAGAGACAAGUCCAGGAGGUGAGAGCCGAGGUGGUAGACAUGGAGGAAGUGGUUGCUGAGGAAAGGACAAAGGUUACAAACCUCAAUACUGUUAAGGGAGAGCUUUAUGCUGAACGUGAGGCACUGAGGAAGAGGGAGGGGCAACUCCAGGAGGAAAUUGAAAGGCUUAGACAGGAAGUGACAUCAAUGAGAGCCUGUAUCCAGGACCUGACCGCUCAGCUCGGUGAGAAGGAAACUAGUCAAGAAGAGGCUCAGAAAGAAGUGCUGACCCAUGCUGAGGUGACCCUGGCUAAAGCAGACGCUGCCUUGAGACAGAGUGAGGCUGAGCUCGCCAGACUGAGAGCAGAGCAUCAGGCUCUGAGGGCAGAGCUGACUGCGGUGAAACAGGGUCUGAGUACCAGUACAGAGAGGGCUGAGAAACUACACGAGGAAGGACAGACCAAAGACCGUGCCCUAGUCGACCUGGAGAAUGAUAACCAGCGGCUGGAGGCGGAGCUUCAAGGUCUACAAGAAGACCUGGCUGUACAGGAAGAGGAACUAGCCUAUCGGCAAAGAGAACUACAGCAAUUGAGACAACACUGUCACCAGCAGGACACACUUCCUCACCAACAAGGAUACCCACAGAAGGGUAUUUUUCCCAGAGCUUUUGAGGACGUUGUUAGUGUCUCUCGUGACGAAGCCUCUCUAAGCUCUCCGGAGGUUUUAAGGAGACUCGAAUGCUCCGAAGACAGAAUCCCAGAACGGUUCCACACCUCUGUUCUCGGCUCUCGUCUGUCUGAGUUCAGUGCUCUGAACAGCACAGGCCUGGAUCUCCCCCAGCUCAAGACCUCUCCCGGGGUUGUGAUGGAGCCUCCACAUUCAAGGACCAUCACACCAGAUCCAGCCACACAGAGUAGCCACUCCCCAGGCCCUGUGUCUGUGUCGGACAACUUUUCCAUGCUAGACUCACUGGACACUGACAAAGUGCGUGAGUUAGAAGAACUUGACCUAACAACACCUCCAUCUCCUCUUGGCUCCACCUCCUCCUUGUCUGCACCAGAAUGGGCCAGUGAUGGAUAUGGCAGCAAUGUGAGUUCAGAAUUGGGUGCAAGGCUGAGAGUGGAGCUGGAACAGACUGAAAGGCUGGACGCUCAGUUUCUUGAGUAUCUCCGCUGCCGAGGAAUGAACCCCACAGUUAACACAGAUAGUGCUGCAGGCAGCAUGAGCUACAGUGAUGACCUGUUGUCACCUGAGCUUCAGGGAUUGUUAAAGAAAGUGUAUCAAGAAAGCUGCAGAAUUCUCACUUUGUCCCAACGUCGUGCCACUUCCUCAAGCCAACCUCAUGUCGCCGACUUAAGAGCCUUCUCAUUGAGUCAGACAGAGCAUCUUUCUGAAGAUUGCUCAAUCAUGCGGGACCACCGGGACAAUUCAUCCGCCAACCCCCCCAUGAGUUGGCAGCAGGAGAAGAGGGCACUGCAGGAGACUGUAAUUGCUCUCCGAGAGCUGCUCUGUCGAAUGGCCCAGAGACGCACGCAAACUGACUACAGAGAUGAAGAUGACUGGCACAGAGAUCAGCCCAGGACUAACGGACAGGUUGAAUCCCAACUAAGGGCCGAGCUGGAGGAGAGUCAGAAACAACUGAAAUGUGCCCAUGACACUCAGCAAGAGCAAAAAAACAAAAUUCAGUCAGUCAGGCUGGCUCUAGAAGAGAGGGAGGAAGCUUUGAGAAGGGAGCAGACCAGAGUCCAGGAGCUUCAACAACAACUGGAGCAGGAGAGAGCUCUGAGUCUCCGUAAGGACAGAGAGGAGGAGGAAAGGAGAGAGGCUUUGCACAUAUCUUCUGAGCAGCAGAGGUCAGAGUUCAUGGCUCUGAAGGGUCAGGUGGAACAGGAGAGGGUGGCCUGCAGCAACCUCAGACGGGAGCUUCAGAUUGAACAGUCCCGCAGUGUGCUGCUGGAGAAACGCUUUAACGACACCCAAAAGGAGCUAGAAGAUGAACGGCAACGUUCUGCUCACCAACAAGAGCUCCACUUGCAAGACAAGACUCGUCUUGAGCGCCUUCUGGCUGAAGCGGAAUCGCGCCUAGCUGAAAUUCACUGCAAGCUCGCAGAUGCUCACAGCAAGCUGGAUAAAGAGAGAGACCGUUGCUCCAGGCAGGUAGAUGAACUCAGCCGCAGACACGAGGCGGAUGCCGCCAGAGACAGGAAGUUCAUCUCCGACAUGCGCGCCCAGCUAGAGCAGGAGCGAAGGCAGGGGGAGGAGCUGGUAGCUAUGAUGGAAAAACUGAGGGCCGAGGUCCUACAGAGCAGGAGGAAAUGGGAAGAGGAGGACAGAACGAGCAGGGUGGAGCUGCAGAGGGAGCAGGAGGCCUCCACCCGACAUCGCGUAGCUAUGGAAACCUUGCAGCAGCAGAAAGAGGAAACCAUCUGUGCUUUAGAGAUGGAGCAAGAGCGGUUCAGACACCAAGGGGUGGAACUGGCUGAGCUGAAGGAGAGACUGCGACUGCAGAAGGACAAAGAGAGGGAGAGGGAGGAGCAGUGGGAGAGAGAGAGGAGGAAGGGGAGGCAAGAGCAGAUGGAGAGAGAGAGACGACAGGAGAGGACCAACAGCAAACUGUGUGAGUUGGAGUUGUUGAGGCAACAGGACCAGCAGCGCAUGCAGGAGCUGCAGCGCACCCUGGCAGAGCUAGAAAGAGAGGAGAGAGAGAUGGCUGCUCAGAGGCUGUCGGAACAAACCAAAGGGCAGCAACACACGGCUGGAUCUUCACAGCAUCUCCAAAGUGACUUCCAGGCAGGCAGCACACAACCAAACCAGCAGAUGCCGUCCAUGCCGUCAUCACCCAGUCUGCUGGACAGGUUGUUGAAGGAGAACUCCGAGCUGAUGGAGCGUGUGACAUCACUGAGUCAGGAGAGAGCCACUCUCAGACAUAGACUCACUUGCCUGGAGCGACAGCUGCGGCGCACCGAGAACGAGCUCGCCAAGGUGACCACGGAAACUGAAAACAGACCCAUCAAUGAUAUGACCAGCAACAGCAAGGUGCAGCGUUUGUAUGAGCGCUACCUGCGUGCUGAGAGCUUCAGGAAAGCUCUGGUGUACCAGAAACGUUACCUGCUGCUGCUGUUGGGAGGUUUCCAGGAGUGCGAGCAGGCGACACUGUGUCUCAUCGCUCGCAUGGGGGCACGGCCGUCACCCUCCGUCUCCCAGAACAGACCCCUCGGGCGAUUUAGGGCUGCUGUACGAGUUGUCAUUGCUGUCUCCAGAAUGAGGUUCCUGACCAGGAAAUGGCAGAAAGCGAUCAGAAGAUUAUCUGUAUCUGGGACUGUCAAUGGGCAUGCUCCAGGGCCUAAAGCUGAAGUUUUAAGGCAACAACAGCCAAGAUUAAAUUUUGACUCUCCACCAAACCGAGACAGCAGCGCCGUCCACAGAGAGACUGUGUCCGCUCUCGUUCCACCCACAAAAUCACCCUUCAGGUUGCACAACAGGUCGUACUCCAGCACCACUCUGGCCUCGGAGCAUUCAGGAGGAACGUCUCAGGAUCCAGAACGAUCUCUGACAGAAUAUAUCCACCAUCUAGAGAAAGUCCAGCAACGGCUAGUGGGAGCGAGACAAGCAAGCAAGACUCAUUUAGCCCUGCCCCCUAAAGAGGAAAGGAGGAUACAGUCAGCCUGUUCCCCUGAUAUGAUUGGUUAUCGGCAGCGCUGGCUGCAGGACAAUAGGACAUGGCUGUACCUGAGCUGCUUGUCACCCCUUUACCUGAAUGGUCCAGGUCCAUCAGUUUUCCAGCCUGACCCGAAGUUAUCCGAUCACUAAAUGAAAGACUGUCUGCAUAUUGUUCCAAAUCUGUCCAUGCCUUACACCCAUGUAGAAAUAUGUAGAAAGGAAUAUCACAAAUCUUUUGUAAGACGUGAUUUUAUAAUUACAUAAAUUAUUUUUCAAUGUUUUCUAUUAUAAUUUUUCUAUUCUCUGUACAAUAGUAUUUUGAAGGUCACUCUUGAGAUGUUGCAAGAACAAAUGUUUUUCGUUGUUUUAAAUAGUAUGGUUUGUUAUUUUUCUACUAAUGUUUUUAUGCACUUUUGUGCUUGUAAAUAGGGCUGAUGUUCAUUGUAAAUGUGUCCAAAUUUGCACUGAUUUUUACUAGAAAUCUAUGAUAAACCUAGCUAGUGAGCACAUUAUUGCAUAAAGGUGAACCAUAUGUGUUUUUUGUAUUAUCUAUGUUCCUACCAUAAAGUUGAUAUUUUAAAUGUUUUUACACCAAACACUGGGUUUAUUUUAUGGCAGCUCAUAAUUGUAUAUUCUGUGGUAUGUGUCAAUUUUGUACAUUCUGAAAAUUCUUCAAGAAACAAUCCAUAUUA
Molecule: messenger RNA, 13210 nt
Organism: Perca fluviatilis (European perch)
Lineage: Eukaryota; Metazoa; Chordata; Actinopteri; Perciformes; Percidae
Gene: pcnt
Product: pericentrin
Exons: 62
Coding region: 153-12668 (4171 amino acids)
Biological process (GO): signal transduction
Molecular function (GO): molecular adaptor activity; DNA binding
Source: RefSeq, a predicted model, not a curated record